GGAGCUGCCUGCCAAAUCCCUACCAUGAGCCCGCGGAAGAGACUGCAACGGCGGUUCAGCUCGCCAUCCUUCAAGGAUAGCUGGUCGCGUUCAAAGUCAAAACCUAAUUCUCGCCCCUCUCGAGAUACCGCAUCAGCGCAUGUAGACGCAGAUGCCGAGCGACCGCGACCUAUCUAUGCGUCACUUCCACCUUCGCCGAUCCUUCCACCGUCACCUGUGUCCCCCUCACCCCCUUCCCGCUCUCUGUCUCCACCUGAUCCUCCCUUAUACGACAAUAUCGCUCCACCUCCCUUCUCUCUGUGGGACUAUCUGCGCGAGGAACUGCUGGCGACGGACUUUGAUUCGCAUCAGGAACUCAAGUGGGAUCGUGUCAGUAACUUCUUGAGCAUCCCAGUGGCCAUCGAGAAGAUCAUCAUGUUCGGUUUCGUGCUUUGCCUGGACUCGUUCCUGCACACGUUCACGAUCCUUCCCAUCCGCUCGACGCUGGCGUUGAUGCGGCUCGUAUUCAAUACGUGUUCCCGGACGGCUGUUUCGCUGCCUCCGGCCCAAAAAGCGGACAUCUUGAAGAUGCUGCUGCUGGUCGUCUCGAUCCUUAUACUAUAUCCGCUGGUGGAUGCGAGUAAGAUAUACCACUCCAUCAGGGGACAGGACACGAUCAAACUGUAUGUCAUUUUCAAUGCACUCGAAAUCGCAGACCGACUGUGUGCUUCGAUAGGGCAGGAUAUCCUGGACUGUCUCUUCUCCCGGUCGACUCUCGAGCCUCUGUCGCAUCGCAUACCAGUGACAACGCACACCUUCCGCCCGCUGCUGUUUUUCGUGCUAGCAACUCUGUACGUAGUCGCGCACUCGCUGGUCAUGGUCUACCAGCUAUUGGCCCUGAAUGUGGCUGUCAACUCGUACGACCACGCGCUGUUGACGCUGCUCGUCUCGAAUCAGUUCGUGGAGAUCAAGGGAAGCGUGUUCAAGAAGUUCGAGAAGGAGAACCUCUUCCAAAUCACCUGCGCAGAUGUCGUGGAGCGGUUCACGCUGUCGCUGAUGCUCUCUGUCGUGGCGUUCCGGAAUCUCAUCGAACUCAGUGGCUCUGAAUUCGGAUUCAUCGAAGGUUUCAUCCUGCCGAAGAGUUUCGGGUGGGUGGGGGGCAACAGUGUCUUCUGGACGAUCUCCUAUCCUGUUGUGACGGUCAUGGUCUCGGAGAUGCUCGUGGACUGGCUCAAGCAUGCAUUCAUCACCAAGUUCAACCACAUCCGACCGUCCGUGUACGAGCGAUACACGGAUGUCCUCUGCCGGGAUCUAGCGAGCGGCAGUGCUGUCGGCCGGAGAGGUGCCCGAAAACACACCUACGUGGAUCAGUCUCCGUUAGUCGCACGCCGCUUGGGAUUCGCAGCCCUGCCUUUGGCGGUGCUGGCUAUCUUGAUCGGGUCGCAGUCUAUCAAUCUGCUCUUUUCGAUGCACGACGAGCAUUCCUCGCCGUGGUCCGUGGCUUGUAAUGCCGAUUUGGUCCACUGUAUCACGUGGGGUGCUAUGGGUGUUCUCUUUUGGGUGUGCUUUGUGGUCGUGAAGGUGAUACUGGGAGUGAACCUCAUCAGCUAUGCAACAAGACGGAAAACGGGAAUGGAAGCCCGAGAGGCAGAGGAUGUUAUCAACGACUUUGGCCGGGAUCCGAUCGGGGAGGGGAAGGAAGAGCAGAGCUACAACCGGGAGCUGAAGACUCUUUUGGACAACAAGUCAGACGACGCGUCUGGUAAGACAAAGAAGGGCCGAGUGAAGCUGGAAGAUCUCACGAGAUUUACAAUGGUUAAACAGAUUUGGUAAUGAGGGUGGUGAACAUGCUAUCUAUUGCUACAAGUAAUGACCGUUGGAUGUGCAAGGAGAGAUUUAAUAUGCGAAUCUACCACUGUUCCCUGAUGGCGG
Mycena citricolor is the source of this 1911-nucleotide messenger RNA. Lineage: Eukaryota; Fungi; Basidiomycota; Agaricomycetes; Agaricales; Mycenaceae. The record is from the annotation of a GenBank genome assembly.